AUGGAGAUUGAUAUCUGCGAAAAGAACGCUCCCGCUGGGCCGGACGAGUUCACAGACGCGAUGGAUCCACUGCUCGCGGCUGCUGCUCACAACAAGGAAUCCAGCCCCCUGCUCAAGCUUCCCGACGAGGUCCUCUUGGGCAUUCUACAUUUGCUUCAGUCUGACCUUCGGGAUAUUUACUACAUCCGUCGCGUUUGCAGAAAGCUCCGCGAUCUGACCUCUGAUCACACCCUUGAACCCGGAUUGUUCAAGACAAACGAAUCGCUCAGGGGUUCUCAUAUGCUUCACGGCGACAAGUUCCUCAGCAGAGAGAACAACCGCAUGCCUUUUGGAAUAUUGCCACGGAAUUCGGUGCCGGGAUUCGUGGCUACCAUCCGGAAGGAGACGCUUUUCGCAUCGUCAGCAAAAGGAAGCGAAAACGAUUUCUUCAAAGCUGUGUCGGAUUUUCAUAUUAUGUGCAAACAUCCUAGCCACAAGUUUCCGCAUUCGGGCUUAAAGACCCUGACGGCGCCCGAGAAUGGACAAAUCGAGGCAACGAGGCUCCGAGAGCUGUAUGGUGAAUUUGGGAAGAACGCCGCUCGGUUUAUUGUCCCGGGUCCUAGCCAGAACACUACGCCUGAGAUUCUCUGCUUCGAUCCUGACAAAUGUGGGCACAUCCUCUACAGAAACGGCGAAAGACCUCAGGCUACCCCUGCUGAGCGACUUUGCACUCCACACCUUUCAGGCACGAACAGAAAUUCACCCGUGACGGCCACCGAAAUACCCUUUGAUGGGGACCACCAGGAUGCCUCUCGCUUUACUACGGGGCUUGGAUGGACCGACCACUACGUCGAGUUCAACGAAGCACGAGGACAGAGCGGUAUCUACGUCUACGAGUGCGACGAAAAGCACAACAGCCAGGACUCAACCCGAUGCCUCAUGACCUCAUACAGGCGGACAAUCCCGCUCGGCCACAUCAAUCGCCGCCUCGCGGGAGACCUGAACCCAUGCCACCAGUGGUUCCACGCGGUAGACCAGGACUCGUACCCCAGCAUCCAUGCCGAGGGCGGCAUCUGGGCCAGGGCGAUGGCCUACUUUGACAGGACCAAGUCUCGGCCGAGGUGCCGGGACACCGCCUGCAGGAACUACUUCCAGUCGCCAGGCCCUUGGCACGAGCACGACAUGCACAGCCCUUGCCGGAUAGAGUAUGACUUUGAGGAACAGUCUGAGUUUUGCCCAGUUGCAAGGGCGGCUGCACGCGCUGAAUUCCUUCUACUAUACAAUAGUUUGAGACAUUCAUUAUGGUCGUGGCUCUUGGACAUAAUUACUGUUGUUAUCUCCAGGUUGGGGGCGGGUUUCAUCCUCAGAUAUUUGCAAUCCUAG
This is a messenger RNA of Diaporthe citri, 1362 nucleotides long. RefSeq lists its product as uncharacterized. Bases 1 to 1362 code for a protein of 453 amino acids. The record is from RefSeq and is a predicted model, not a curated record. Lineage: Eukaryota; Fungi; Ascomycota; Sordariomycetes; Diaporthales; Diaporthaceae. Gene Ontology annotation, molecular function: protein binding. The transcript is spliced from 3 exons.